AUGUCCGGCGUUAAAACAAUACAGCUCUCCCAUGUGCCCUUAAAUCGGCCUGUUCACGUUGCUUUAUAUCGAAAUCUCCAGAAUGCAUCUUUUUUAAGGGAGCAACUCCUUUCUGGGAAUACUGAAUUCGAAUAUGCCUUUAUCGACGCUACAAUGAUUCUCUCUACCACACACAUACUCACAGCUGUAUUUAGAGCCCUUAAUGACUAUCAAAACAACCGACUGAAGUCAAAGAAUGUUCAUUCGGAAGUAGUAUAUUCUCUCAGCUCUAAUAAUAAUAUAGCGGAGUCGUUUCGCAAGUUCGGUUUAAUCGAUACUACGGAGGACUUGCUGGUGAUCAAAGUUUCCACGUCCCCGGAGGCUACAAAUGAGUCCGUAGCUCAGCAUCUUCAGAAGGUCAUCAAAGGAACCCCAGUUGAUUUUAAUAACGAGAACCUACGUCUUGUAUCAGAUGUUAGCAAGAUCAAAAAAGCGUAUAAAUUGGGAACCGGAAAUGCGAAACCGGGGCAGAAAGCUGAAACAAACAAGGCAGGUCAAAAUGGAUAUACUAGCUCAGCUACGCUGGAGGCUGAAAUGAAAGAUCUUGAAAGGACUAUCAUUGGUCUUAUGGCUCUGAGAGGGGCGUAA
Paracoccidioides brasiliensis Pb18 is the source of this 627-nucleotide messenger RNA. RefSeq lists its product as uncharacterized. Bases 1 to 627 code for a protein of 208 amino acids. Gene Ontology annotation, biological process: tRNA threonylcarbamoyladenosine modification; telomere maintenance via recombination. The transcript has 3 exons. The record is from RefSeq and is a predicted model, not a curated record. Gene Ontology annotation, cellular component: cytosol; nucleus; EKC/KEOPS complex.